AUGAAAUAAAUGGAACUUAUUACUCUUGAUAGAGUAGUAAAUAUUAAGCAAACUGAUGCUAUUGAACAUUUAUGUUAUCUUUGCAAUGCUAUAGCUAUUGACCCUAGAAGAUGCUGCAACUCAAAUCCAGAUAGCAGCAAGUGUGAAGCUUUGUACUGCUUUUGCUGUCUAAGAUAAUAUUUAUAAAGCAAACCAUUUUGCCCGAAAUGCAGAUAGCCAACAAUGAAAGAUUAGUUUAAGAGGCCAGCAUUUGAGUUCUGGAAAUUUCAUCAAACAGGAAUUAUGGUUUAAUGUCAAUUUUAGAAUGAUGUUCCAAAAGAAGAGAAGGAAAAAUACUUUGUAAUAGAUUGUUCAGUAUAUAACUUGGAGAAUAUAUUUGAACAUUAGAUGAAAUGCCAGCUGCGAUUAGUAGAUUGCUAAAUAUGCUUCAAAAAAAUACCAAGUUAUAAAAGCGGGCCAGAACAUUAAAAGAAGGAUUGCCUCAUGAAAAUUAGGGAAAAUAAUUCUGAUGUUUAGGCCAGAGAAGGCUUAUGUUUGAAAUGCUACUAGCCUUUAUCAUCAGAGCAUAAUUGCGUAAAAAGUUUGAUGGAGAGAGUUAGCGUUUUGAAAUCAACUGUUUUGCAACAAAAUUUGACUAUAUAAGAUUAAAUUAUCGGAAUGUCUGAGACACAAUAAAAAUAUUACGAAGUUUUUUACAAUAGAGAAAGUGAGAAGCAGAUAUUCAAGAAUGUGCAGGCGAAUCUUAGUGACUUCAGAGAUUUUCUUGAAGAUCUCAAAGUAAUAAUGAGAGAUCAAAUAAAGUAAGAAAGCCUGAUUGUUCAAAAAAGAUCUAACGAAUCUGGUCAUGUAAACUCAAAUCAAGGUGCAUCUAAUUAGGAAUUAGACAUCUAUUCUCGAUUGUAAAAUGCUGUUUCAUUUAUACCAAUGAAAAAAUAAUAAGCAAAUACUAAUCAAAAUUGA
Stylonychia lemnae is the source of this 960-nucleotide messenger RNA. The record is from the annotation of a GenBank genome assembly. Lineage: Eukaryota; Ciliophora; Spirotrichea; Sporadotrichida; Oxytrichidae.